AUUCCUUCCAAAACAAGCUCAGUGUGCAGAGAGGAAUGAGAGAGAAAGCAACUGUUGCAGGCUGCACUCUGGAUCCGCCCACUUCCUUGCCCCUCCCAUGUGGGUGUGUCCUGUGCACUCUGUACUUGGAGGUUAGGCAGGCACUAUCAGUCUGCACUUAACAGGGACAGAGGAAGCAUCUGUGUGGAGCAGAGGAAGAGCUCAGAGCUUCCCAAGUGAUGGGGAGAUCUAGGCUGGGGGUCCCUGGAUUAUUUCUUAUCAACCCUGGCUGGGAGGUGUCUAUCUCCCCUUGCAUUGCCCUGCACCAACCCUCCUGGAUUACUGCCUGCUGCUGAGAUUUGGAUUUUAUUUGCACAUUUAGCCCAGAGAUUAACCAAGUUUCUUUGCCAACAUGUUAAGGAGGGUUCUGCUGAGCUUCUUCAUGAUGAUUCUUAUGGACAGAGGGACCUCACAGCAGUACUCCAGUGACAUGUGCAAUUGGAAAGGAAGCGGCCUGACCCACGAGGGCCACUCGAAAGACGUCGAGCAAGUCUACCUCCGCUGCUCCGAAGGUUCUGUUGAAUGGCUCUACCCAACGGGUGCCAUGGUUAUUAACCUGAGGCCUAACACCUUAACGUCUGCCUACAAACACUUAACAGUUUGCAUCAAACCUUUUAAAGACUCCAAGGGAGCUAAUAUUUAUUCCGAAAAAACUGGAGAACUCAAACUUGUGGUGCCUGAUGGAGAGAACAAUCCACACAAAGUCUACUGCUUUGGCCUAGAUCGAGGGGGUUUGUAUAUCGAGGCCACCCCCCCACAAGAUAUUAGCCGCAAAAUCACUGGUUUCCAGUAUGAACUGAUCAGCCAGAGGACUCUCUCAGAUUUGCACACAGUUUCUGAUCCCUGCCGUCCAUGCAGUGAUACAGAAGUCCUGCUAGCUGUCUGUAUUAGUGAUUUUGUGGUGAAAGGGACAAUCAGCACCGUGACCAAUGAUGAGGAGUUGCAGGAAUCUCUUAUCGGUGUCACAGUGGAUAAACUGUACAGGCAGAAGAGUAAAAUCUUCCUUCCCAAAGGAAAUGGGGGAUGGGAGGGAACCAUACGGACACCUCUGGAAUGUGGGGUUAAAGCCGGAACAGGCAGCUUCUUGUUCACGGGACGCAUGCACUUUGGGGAGCCCAGAUUGGGCUGCACGCCCCGGUAUACAGACUUUAAAAGGAUAUACCUAGAAGCACAAAAGCAAGGUUUAAACCCAUGUGAAAUCAGCACAGACUGAUGACCGUCAUCAAUAUUCAAACAUAUUUUCGUUGACCUACGGACGUUGGGCAGAACUCUGAUUCCCAACAACAAUCCUCUGAAGUAUCUGCCAAGGCUUUGUGGGGUCUGCAUUUAGAGCCUUUCUUAUUUAUGGGGGGACCUGGUAUAAGUCAGACUUUGUAGGACUGCCCAAGACCCUAUGGACCAUAAUCUGGUGUUGGACUUGCACUCAAGUACUGAAGGUUAGGCAGCAUUGUUAGUGUCACCAUCUUGCACUAUGUUUGCCUUCUUGCCCUGCUAUCCCUUGCAGUCUUUCCAACCAACAACUGGAGGGUUUGGGGCUCACAGCAGUCCGUACCUUUGUCCCCCCCCCCAACACAGCACGUUGUAACACUAAUGGAGGUACGACUCAAGCCUGCCAUAGAACCAGAAAGACUGAAUUCUUCUCUUGGGAUUAUUAAGUUAUUAAAAGGCUUUUCCAGAGAUGGAAACCCAGUGCCUUGUGACUGAUAAAUACUAACGCUCAGUGAUAAAAGAAGAUUUUUAUGAACGAUAAAAAAGGUGCCAGUUCUUUAAAACAAAGGAUGGCAGAUUGUUCAGAAUACAGUUGCUUUGUAAAAAGCUUGAUGUACAGUUUCUCAAAUUGUUUCUUAUGAAAGAAAUGAAAAGACUCUAAAACUUUUUUAUUGUUUGUUUGUUUUGUUUCCCCUCCUCCCCCCAAAAUGUACAUUGGUAGUCUGGCAUUUUAUGCAGACUUUUAAAUCAUUUCUGUUCCAGAGAAAUAAAACAUUUGCUGGAAUAGA
This is a messenger RNA of Xenopus laevis (African clawed frog), 2036 nucleotides long. It is a transcript of the gene metrnl.S, whose product is annotated as meteorin, glial cell differentiation regulator-like S homeolog. Lineage: Eukaryota; Metazoa; Chordata; Amphibia; Anura; Pipidae. The coding region runs from base 392 to 1252 and encodes 286 amino acids. Gene Ontology annotation, biological process: signal transduction; positive regulation of brown fat cell differentiation; energy homeostasis. Gene Ontology annotation, cellular component: extracellular region. The record is from RefSeq and is a predicted model, not a curated record. Gene Ontology annotation, molecular function: hormone activity. The transcript is spliced from 4 exons.